Verticillium dahliae VdLs.17 is the source of this 589-nucleotide messenger RNA. RefSeq lists its product as uncharacterized. The record is from RefSeq and is a predicted model, not a curated record. NCBI's taxonomy places the organism in Eukaryota, Fungi, Ascomycota, Sordariomycetes, Glomerellales, Plectosphaerellaceae. Bases 44 to 589 code for a protein of 181 amino acids. The transcript is spliced from 3 exons.
UGGGGGCGGCAACCAGACCUCAUGGGGAAAGUCCUCAGCAUCAAUGCGCACGCUCAGUCACCAUGCUGCCAGGGCGUGUGGGACUCAUGAAUCAACGCCGUUGAUAAGCUUGAUUCAAACCUCGAAGAUAUUGGGGGAGGACAGGGGUUCGCGGGAGACGAGACAGUCGACACAUCGGGACGGCGGCCAAAAGGGAAUUACGCCCGCUUCCUGCAUCUGCCGUCCGUCAACUCGCGUCAUCAUGAAAACUCACUCGGACACACUUCAAGGCGCUCGUUCUUCCACUCGUGAGAACCCAGCAAGAAUCCGGACAUGGCAUCUGGGGAUAUCCGCCGGCCGCCCGGUGCAAGAAGACGUACACAUAUGCACCAAGCGGGCUCUAAGCCAAGUCGGACUGUGGCAGCGCAUUAGCACAGCGGCUGCCGGAGCUUUACGGCUGUAUCCAUCAUUUUACGUCACCGUGCAACCGCUACUUCACUGCCAAAUUGCCGCACACCAGCAGCCAAGCUCCCUACAAUCAUCGCGCUCCAUCAACGGUGCUACCAAAGCAGGCUCGCCGCAAAGCAGCACCAAUUUGCAACAAUUCUGA